AUGUUCAACACGUUUCAGCGGCAAAAAAACGUUUUGGAGAUCAAGAAACGUAAAAUUCACAGUGAUUUUGGAAACUCAUCCUCAAAAGAUGGUACCGUUACAGCAGAUAGGUUCCACCAAGCUAUAGCUCCAAUUAUUUUAGUCAUCCAAAUUUUCGGCAUCUUCCCUCUCGGGAACGUUAUGGCCCGAAAUCCGGGAGACUACAAAUUCGGCCGGUUGCAUCUCUGUUACUGGAUUUCGGCGAUUGCCAUUUUCGGUGGCUACGCUUUGGCAACGUUGAGCAUCAAUCGAGUUUGGAGCAAACUGAACGUUUUCAACAUCGAUGAGGCACUGUUCUUCGGCAUCAAUGCCACUUGUUCGGUAAUCACUUGGAAGAUCGCUCGUGAAUGGAAGUUUUUGACAACUAGGUGGUACCACACCGAGGAAUUGUUUUUGACUGAUGCAUUUGUAAGGGUUUCCUUAAAGUGGAAAAUUCGUUUACUUGCCGUGACAAUACUGUUGUUGGCACUAGCUGAACACAGCAUGUGCGUAUUGAGUAAUAUCCUCUCGCUUUAUAAGGUAGCAUGGAACUGCAAAUGGGACAUUCCGGAUCAUUUCCAUUUCUAUUCAUCUGCCAAUUUUCAAUCCGUUUUCAAAGUAUUUCCGUACAACGUACCGAUGGCCAUUUACAACCAAUACGUGAUAAUUUCCAUGACAUUCACAUGGAACUUCGUAGAUUUGUUCAUAAUACUUGUGAGUAUCGGGAUUCACGCAAGAUUUCAUCAGCUAAACAUUUUUAUCGAAAGUCGUAUUCAUCGAAAGCAAGAUGAACAGUUUUGGGAACAAAUCCGGAUCCUCUACACGACCCUUUGCGAACUGAUGGAUGUUUUAAACACCCAUAUCAGCAAACUUAUGUUUAUCUCAUUCGGCAACGACCUGUACGUUCUUUGCAAGCAGAUCUCGAAUGCGAACGCUCAUCUCCCCUUUUUUAUCAAUAAGUUGUACUUUCUCUAUUCGUUUACUUUUCUCCUGUUGAGAACAUUUUUGAUGUUUUGGUACUGUUCGAAAGUUCACGACGUCAGUCAAGAACCGUUUCAACUGAUUGAAAAAGUAUCAAGUGAUGACUUCUGCGAAGAGUUGAGGCGAAUCCAGAUGUACUCAAAGAAAGGUGUUGGCUUUUCCGGCCUUGGUCUGUUUCGUGUUACCCGACAGAUUCUACUUUCGGUUGCCGGAACUAUAGUUACUUAUGAGCUUGUAAUGGCAAUGUAUCGGAGGCGCUCUCCUGUCUUUGAGUUUGAACCAAAUUGUGACAUGCCGAAGCUAGUUUGA
Uranotaenia lowii is the source of this 1308-nucleotide messenger RNA. RefSeq names its product gustatory receptor for sugar taste 61a-like. Gene Ontology annotation, molecular function: sweet taste receptor activity. Gene Ontology annotation, biological process: sensory perception of sweet taste; detection of chemical stimulus involved in sensory perception of taste. The record is from RefSeq and is a predicted model, not a curated record. Gene Ontology annotation, cellular component: membrane. Bases 1 to 1308 code for a protein of 435 amino acids. The transcript is spliced from 5 exons. Lineage: Eukaryota; Metazoa; Arthropoda; Insecta; Diptera; Culicidae.